GCAAUCUGCGCAAUGUUACUUCUCCAAAGUAAACAAACCCACGUAUAAGCAGUAUACGGCUGCUUAUUUCUUUCGUCAAACUUUCGUUUUUUAUUUUUUUUCGUUAAUUUAUCAUAUACAUAAUGGCAAGCGACGAUCACAAGAAAUUAGCGAAUUUUAUAAAAUCUACGCACAAUCAAUUGCGGAAAGAGUCUCGUCUUUACGGGCCGAUGGAGGCAUGGGAAAGACAUCUAGCUCGUACGGAAGUUCUUAAGAAUUACGCGACAUCGAUGAGAGAAUUAGCAACGAAUCACUGGGAGCAGAACGAACAAAUUAUGGGAAAGCAGGAAGGAGCAGCAAUACACUGUAGAAACCAGUGGAUCAGGUCACGAUGCUAUGAUUAUUUUUUUAAAGGAGGCAAAGCCAAAUUUGAUCAGAAAGAAACAAAUAUUAGGUCUAAAAUGAAUGGAGUAGGACUUAGUGUCAAUAAUGAAUUUCUAGACACUGAAUGUAUCGAGAAUGAGAGUAGUAUGGUUAGCGGAACUAAAAUAGGACUGUUGGACGUAGGAAGUUGCUAUAAUCCGCUGGGUAUGGAAGAAAUGUUUUGCGUUACUCCGAUCGAUAUAGCACCCUCAACUGCAAAUGUAAUUCAAUGUGAUUUUCUUAACAUAGAAUUAGCUCCUGCUACAAUAUUGUCUAGCAACCAACAAAGUAUAGAAAAGUUGGGAGAAAAGUCUUUCGACGCAGUAGUUUUUUCUCUGCUUCUGGAAUAUUUUCCAUGUCCCAAGCAAAGAUUCGAAUGUUGUAAAAAAGCUUACAAUUUGUUGAAAGAACGUGGAAUAUUGAUAAUUGUAACACCGGAUUCCAAUCACAUUGGAGCAAAUGCAAGAAUCAUUAAAUCCUGGAGACUCGUUUUAUCUAGAAUGGGUUUCAUGAGAAUAGUCUACGAAAAAUUGCGACAUCUUCAUUGUCUCGUCUUUCGAAAAUGUGUCGACAGAGACGUCGCUGCUAGAUGGUUUGAAUUACAAAAUAUUCAUGAGGAUGACAAAUUUCUCAGUUACGAUGAUAAAAUUUACAUUCCACAAGAUUUUUCGAAGGUUGUCGACGAACCCGCGAAAAUAAUGGGAGAUAACGUUGUGUACGAUCGCAAAGAACUAGUUGAAUUUUUUGAGGAGAUGCCUGGCUCUUGUGAUGUGUUUGAAUAAAUCGAGAAGCUUUAAAGCGAGCGAAA
Molecule: messenger RNA, 1210 nt
Organism: Venturia canescens
Lineage: Eukaryota; Metazoa; Arthropoda; Insecta; Hymenoptera; Ichneumonidae
Gene: Samtor
Product: S-adenosylmethionine sensor upstream of TORC1
Exons: 2
Coding region: 123-1184 (353 amino acids)
Biological process (GO): negative regulation of TORC1 signaling
Source: RefSeq, a predicted model, not a curated record